Austrofundulus limnaeus is the source of this 2685-nucleotide messenger RNA. It is a transcript of the gene polm, whose product is annotated as polymerase (DNA directed), mu. NCBI's taxonomy places the organism in Eukaryota, Metazoa, Chordata, Actinopteri, Cyprinodontiformes, Rivulidae. The record is from RefSeq and is a predicted model, not a curated record. Gene Ontology annotation, biological process: double-strand break repair via nonhomologous end joining. Gene Ontology annotation, cellular component: nucleus. Gene Ontology annotation, molecular function: DNA-directed DNA polymerase activity; DNA binding.
AUAAAACUGUUUCUUUUAUUAACAUAUUUGAUUGCUUUUCAACUGAUUUGACAGAAAAUUACACGCAGUUAGUUCAAAUCCUAAAAUAAAAAAGUUGUGUCAUAAAGGAACUCAAAUUAUUUUAUUACAAGUUUGGAACGUGUCGAGAUAGAAGCCAAAACUAAAAGAAAAAAAAACUACUUAUAUUGUUUUUAUUGACGUUCUUUCUGACAUGAUUGUAAAAUUCAUUAUUUUUGUUUAUGUCGAUUUGAGUCGGAACUAUUUAUUCACGUCUCGCGCGCUUCCAGCCGGAUCUAUUUUGGUGAGACACCGUCACCGGUGCUGCUCCGCAGCUGCUUCCCGUGUGCUCUGGUUUGCAGCGGUUGCCUGAAAAACCAGGUUAACAGGAUGUGUGGCACACAUGAGCCAACUGUGAGGUUCUGAAGGGAUUAUGUGUCGACAACAGUGUAAAAUCACUAAAUUCUGUUAGUAAAAAAUACAUCAGAGUGGUGAAGAUGAUGAUGGUGCCGCUGAAGAGAAGGAAGCUUGUCACGGCAGAAGCUGGGAACACUGGAGGAGACGGAGGAGAAGAACCGGCCCGGUUUCCUCACAUGGUUCUGUUUCUGUUAGAAAGAAAGAUGGGUUCCAGUCGCAGAAGUUUUCUGUCUCAGCUCGGGCGGAGGAAAGGAUUUCAGGUGGAGGAGCAGUUCAGUAAGAAAGUAACUCAUGUUAUUUGUGAAAACAACUCUGCUGAAGAUGUCAGGAGGUGUCUGACGUCACAGGGAGGAGUCCAGGAGGAGGUCCACCUGUUGGACAUCAGCUGGUUCACAGAGAGCAUGAGGGCAGGACACCCGGUUCAGAUCCUGGACAGACAUCAGCUACAGGUUUUAACAGGCAUCUUUGGAGUUGGAGCAAAAACAGCCGCCCGAUGGAUCAGAGAGGGAAUACACAACCUCUGUCAGCUACGAGAGUCAGGACACACAUUAAAUCGAGCCCAGCAGGCAGGUCUGGAGCAUUACGACGACAUCAACCAGUCCGUCACAAAGACAGAGGCUGAAGUCAUCCAGGAGAUGGUGGAGAAAGCUGUGGCUUCCGUGUUACCAGGAGCUCAGGUGGUCCUGACCGGAGGAUUUAGGAGAGGGAAGAUGAGCGGACAUGAUGUCGACUUCCUGAUAACUCACCCAGAGGAGGGCAGAGAGGUGGGACUGAUGCCUAAAGUGGUCUCCUGGUUGGAGGCGCAGGACUUCCUGUUGUACCAGAAAACUACAAGAAACUCGUACCUGGAGUCCAAGGAGGGUCCCGGUCGCCCUCCGUCCAACAUGGACCGCUUUGAGAGAUGUUUGUCCAUCUUUAAGCUGCACAGCGUGGAGAACCAAGCAGCUGUGCAGGAUGUGACGAAGCGUGUGGAAGGAGAACAGAGGUCAGAUGAGCAGACCAGACCGUGGAGGGCUGUGAGAGUGGACCUGGUGGUCUCUCCCUUCAGCCAGUUUGCUUUUGCUUUGCUGGGCUGGACCGGAUCCAAGCUGUUUGAGAGGGAGCUGCGCCGGUGGGCAGGGUACGAGAAGGCCAUGUGUCUGAGCAGCCACGCCCUGUAUGACAACAAGCAGCGAAAAUAUCUCAGAGCUUCUUCAGAGGAGGAUAUCUUUGCUCACCUUGGUCUGGAGUACAUCCCUCCGUCAGAGAGAAACGCCUGACGAGUUCCUGCAGGUCCAAACCAGAACCAUCUGAUGUCAUGUACGCAUUACAUCUGUGGAGAUCUGACGCAGUUCAUAUUAAAAAGCUGCAGGGAUUUUAAAGUCUCUACAGUCUGAGUCAGGGGCUAUCCUGCAUGUUUUACUUGUUCUCCAAAACACCUGAAACAAUGACUAAAUUAGCUCUUCAAGUUCUGCAGUAGCUGUUAGUCACCCAUUCAUUCAGAUCAGGUGUGCUGGGACUGGCAGCAUAGGGGCCCUGGAGGACCAGGACUGGACUCUUCUGGUCUAAGCUGUGUGUAUUGAACAGGAGACAGUCCACAGACCCACAGAAAUGUGGGGCCAGUCGCCUUUAGAUUGUAAUCUGGAGUCUUAGGAGUAACUGGCUUGUCAGCAGGUAAGGGUUGGAAUAAUCAGACCAGUAACAUCCCACAACAGACUGAAGCAACGCCCUCAUUACUGAGGCUGAAGCCUGGAUUAGUUUGUCCUUCUCCAGCUCUGUGACAUCUUCACUCAUGAACAGAACUUGGGGAUCUGAGCUCCUCUGCUUGAGACGGACUCAGAGGAAGCAUUUCACCUUUUUUUAUUUUUCCAGUUGAGAAGCUGACUCAGUGCACGCUGAAGAUUGUGGUUAAUGGUCCACCAUGCUGCUUUAUUUACUGCAGUCAAGCCAUCCCCUAAUUCAGAAACCUGCUUCUGUUCAGAUCAGAGAUAAUGUCAACCUUUACACCUGUGGUACAGCUGCACCUCUGUCCACUCUGAUCCUACCAGGACUUUCUAAGCAUAUUUUAAAGAAAAUCUCAAACCUGUUUUAGGUUUUGUUUUAACUCUGCUCCCUUUUAAAUUUCAACAUUUUAUGCAACUGAUGUACAUGAGCCUGCAUGUCUCAGUGGGAUUACCUGUCUAAAUAAAAGUAUAUGAUUUUUUUAAAUUUUUUAUUUUUUUAUUGUUGCACCUGCCCAGAUAUUAAGAAUUCUCUCCUGGAUUUUAUUGGACAAAUAAAAAGACAAACGUG